AUGUCUCGUGGUGGUACAACACUCUAUGUCACCGGCUUCGGAGCUGGAAUCCGUGCUCGCGAUCUUGCCUACGAAUUCGAACGCUAUGGCCGUUUGGUCCGCUGUGAUAUCCCAGCUCCUCGAACCGCAGCAUCUCGUCUGUUUGCCUUCGUUGAGUAUGAGUCCCGUCGUGAUGCCGAUGAUGCCUACCAUGAAAUGCACAACAAGCGUAUUGGUCGCGAUGACUUGUUGAAGAUUGAAUGGGCCCGCACACCUCCUUCGGCUUCUUGGCGAUUCGAUACUGGUGAAGAACGCGCAGCCCGUCGUGAUGGAGGUAGAGAUAGUGGCAGAGAGCGUGGUGGAGGUAGCCGCCGUUCUCCUCGUCGUCGUUCAACCUCUCCCCGACGUGGCCGUGGCGAUUAUUCUCCCCGUAAGGAUGACCGAGACCGCCGGGACCGGGACUACGACAGAAGAGACCGCGACCGAGCCGAUCGCUCACGUAGCCCAGACGAUAGGGAUCGCGAAGUUAAGGAAGAACGUGAUGACGUCCGUGAACCCGGAGCCAAUGGAGAUGACAGGAAAGUUACCAUGGAUUCUCCUCCACCAGCGCAUGAUGAACUGGACACCGCCGAGUAA
Molecule: messenger RNA, 615 nt
Organism: Botrytis byssoidea
Lineage: Eukaryota; Fungi; Ascomycota; Leotiomycetes; Helotiales; Sclerotiniaceae
Exons: 7
Coding region: 1-615 (204 amino acids)
Biological process (GO): mRNA splicing, via spliceosome
Cellular component (GO): nuclear speck
Molecular function (GO): RNA binding
Source: RefSeq, a predicted model, not a curated record